AUGGCCGACAACCGCGUUCCGAUCAACUACGAAACCCCGACCUUCCCCUCGCUCUACUACCCACUCCCAUCCCAUUUCCACCGCGCAUACUAUCUCUACUACACGGAAGACAUCUGGCGCUUCACGCUCUACUGGACUCUGAUCUUCUACGCCGCCACACACCUCUCCGUCGCCGGGUGUGCGGUGCUGGUGCAUCGUCGCAAUUGGAGCGUUAUCUGGAUCGUUCCCUUCGUUUAUAGUAUCGUUGCCGGCUUGGAGGGAUUGUUGGCGGGGAGUAUUGUCGGACUUAUUAUUGGUGCCGUUUAUGAAGCGGGAAACUUUAGAAUGUCGACCUGGUUGCCCAUGGUUUGGGGCGCUGUCAAUGUCAUGGUACUCAUCUUGACCAGCUUCCCGAUGCAAGGUGGUCUUUGA
Molecule: messenger RNA, 411 nt
Organism: Penicillium riverlandense
Lineage: Eukaryota; Fungi; Ascomycota; Eurotiomycetes; Eurotiales; Aspergillaceae
Exons: 2
Coding region: 1-411 (136 amino acids)
Source: RefSeq, a predicted model, not a curated record